AUGUCAGUGAUUCUCGCAUCGGCUGGUUAUGAUCAUACAAUUCGGUUUUGGGAGGCGUUGACGGGCGUCUGUUCUCGCACGAUCCAGCAUGCGGAUUCACAGGUCAACCGACUCGAAAUCACAUCUGACAAACGGUUUUUAGCCGCGUGUGGGUAUCUACACGUUAGACUUUAUGAUAUACGAACCGCAAAUCCUAAUCCAGUGACGUCUUUCGAGGGUCAUCGCGGAAACGUGACAUCGAUAGCGUUUCAACAGGACAAUAAAUGGAUGGUAUCAUCCAGUGAGGACGGAACGAUUAAAGUAUGGGACGUGCGGGCACCUUCUGUGCAACGUAAUUACAAGCAUCACGCUCCGGUGAACGAAGUCGUAAUUCAUCCCAAUCAGGGUGAGCUCAUAUCCUGUGAUCAAGACGGUAAUAUCCGUAUAUGGGACCUAGGUGAAAACCAGUGUACGCAUCAAUUGACGCCAGAGGACAAUACGCCGUUACAAUCGCUAUCUGUCGCAAGCGAUGGUUCCAUGCUUGUCGCGGGUAACAACAAGGGGAACUGUUAUGUAUGGCAGAUGCCAAAUCACACGGAUGCAGCGAAUUUGAAGCCAGUGACGAGGUUUCGGUCCCAUACCAAAUAUAUUACGAGGGUUUUACUCUCUUCGGACGUGAAGCAUUUAGCCACUUGUUCUGCAGACCAUACGGCGCGAGUAUGGUCAGUAGAGGACAAUUUCCAACUCAAAACCACGCUGGACGGGCAUCAACGAUGGGUUUGGGAUUGUGCCUUUAGUGCAGAUUCGGCAUAUUUGGUAACGGCUUGUUCGGACCACUACGUCAGGUUAUGGGAUCUUUCCACACGUGAAAUCGUGAGGCAAUACGGCGGUCACCACAAAGGCGCGGUUUGUGUGGCAUUAAAUGAUGUGUAA
Molecule: messenger RNA, 912 nt
Organism: Lachancea mirantina
Lineage: Eukaryota; Fungi; Ascomycota; Saccharomycetes; Saccharomycetales; Saccharomycetaceae
Source: the annotation of a GenBank genome assembly